AUGGGUAACAGCGCUAAAAGAAAGAAGGAGAAGCAGAAGGACUUCACGAAACCUAAACUCAAGGUUGGAAAGACCAAGGCAAAGCCCGACAACUACACAGACACCACAUUCAAGUCCAAAUCAAUUGUUCUCACUCAACAAUCCCUCCAUUUGGCCGCCCCAACCUCAAAUGCAACCUUCACUCACAACCUCUCUCUCCUCGCCGCCAAAUCCGACACCCAAAGACGAGAUUCCCUCGCCUACCUCACCACCACAAUCUCCUCACGACCCGUAAACUCACCCCUCCCCCAACCAGUCAGCAUCAUCCUCCCAUCCCUCCUCCCCCUCAUCCUCGAUGCAUCCGCCAACGUCAGAACCCAACUCCUCAAACUCCUCAAAACCCUCCCAGAAAGCGACAUAGAAGACCACGUCGGCCAACUCCUCCCAUACGUCCGCGCAGGAAUGACCCACCUCGCAGCAGACAUCCGCGGCUCAGCAGUGGACAUCUUAUCAUGGAUGGUCGAAGCAGCAGGUGAAUCAACAGUUUCCUGCGCAGGAGGCUGGAUCAAGACUCUCAAUUGCUUCCUAUCAGUCCUGGGCUGGCACACAGACGAAUCAGCACGGUGGUCUUCCAACCGUGCCUCCUUCGGUAAAGCAGGUAGCCAGGGAAAACCAAUGGUCAAGACACUAGCUGCACUUUCUGGAUUCUUGGAUGCGGGUAUUGGCAAGCCUGCUGGGAAUGGAGAUGCGGAUGAUGAGGAUAUGUCUGAUGUCUCUGUUUGGCAUUACCCUCUUUCUCAGACGGAGCAUCAUAUGGUCUCGGAGUCGUCUACGCCUUUUGCGUAUUUGAAUCUUGCUGGUCAGCCUCGUGAUGAGGAAGGUGAGAUGUAUGAAACGAGGGAGGAUCGGUUCCGGGUGUUUUCGUCGAGGUUCCAUUUGGCUAUGGAGCGUGGAUUGAAAAGUGCUAGGGAAGAAGGUGGUGAGUUGGGUCGUGCUUCUUCGGGUGUGAGCAAAGUCUUGAAAGAGGCCAUUGCGUAUGGAGCUGGUCCGUGA
Penicillium salamii is the source of this 1032-nucleotide messenger RNA. NCBI's taxonomy places the organism in Eukaryota, Fungi, Ascomycota, Eurotiomycetes, Eurotiales, Aspergillaceae. The record is from the annotation of a GenBank genome assembly.